AUGAUGAGUCUACGGUUGACCGCACCCAGCUCAAGUCCCGGUCGACCAACCAACGUGGUGGACCCCACACCACGUGAUUUUAUCUCCUCUUCUCCCCAACCAACGUGGUGGACCCCACACCACGUGAUUUUAUCUCCUCUUCUCCCCGACCUUGUUCUGUCCAUCCGUUUCCUUUCCGCCUUAUCCUCUUCCCCUUCUCUUUUCUUCUCCGAAUCCACCUCCUACGAGCUCUCCAAUUUUUUUUUCAAAUUAGAUCUCGUCGCUCCGGCCUCCCCCACUCCGGCACUGCGUACCUCCCUCCGCCCGUCCUGCUUGGGGUCCGCUGCCGCCACCUGCCAUCUGCUGCCCUCUGCCCCUCGGUCCUCUGCUCCUCCUCCUCGGGGCCGGCCGCCGCACAGGCAGGGGCGUCAGGCAGAGCAAGCCCCAGGUGGUUUUGACGGCCACUCGGUGUUCCCGGCGGCCAAGGAGGCCGGCCACCUCACGCCGGCGUCGGUGCGCUUCGACGGCGUGCUGGCGCAGCCCAGCACGGUGGCCGCGGGGCGCUCCAGCGCGCAGUACCAGAGAUGGCAGGCGCAGACGCUGCGCCGGGCCAGCAGCUACGUCGGCGCCGACCAUGACGGGGCCACCGCGGCCGCGGGCCCGGAGCCCGCCCCGUUCAAGCCGCCGACGCUCGACUUCCUGCGGUCGCUCCUGGACAGGAGUAGCUGCAGCGUGAGCUCCGCCUUGGCGCCAGCGCUGGAGGCGUAG
Panicum virgatum (switchgrass) is the source of this 747-nucleotide messenger RNA. RefSeq lists its product as uncharacterized. The transcript has a single exon. The record is from RefSeq and is a predicted model, not a curated record. The coding region runs from base 1 to 747 and encodes 248 amino acids. Lineage: Eukaryota; Viridiplantae; Streptophyta; Magnoliopsida; Poales; Poaceae.